Molecule: messenger RNA, 4308 nt
Organism: Theileria parva strain Muguga
Lineage: Eukaryota; Apicomplexa; Aconoidasida; Piroplasmida; Theileriidae
Exons: 4
Coding region: 1-4308 (1435 amino acids)
Source: RefSeq, a predicted model, not a curated record
AUGAACCUCGAAAAAAUGUUAACAUCUGAGAUUCUGAGCGCGGUAUUUGCCGCUCAAGAAGGUAACCCAAAAGCAAGCCAGCUAUUAUAUGGACUUGUGGAGAAACAUGACGCAGGUACUUAUACCUCUGAAGAACUUGUAAAUAAGUUGACUUAUUCCUCUGAUUUAUUGUUUUCACUUGUAAGUUUAUCAGAAUCCCUUCCAAAUGAAUUUUUAAUCACCUUUUUGCAAAAAUCCACAAAUACAGUUACUAAGGAGAAAUAUUCCGAGUUCAUAAACCUGCUCCGUUUCUACGGCUAUACACUCCUGGUUAAAUUUGUCGAAAAUAACUGGCAAAUCUUACCAAAUUCGCUUAAAACGCAAUGCAAACUACACAUACAAUCACUAUUCUCUAAUUAUACAGUGGAUACUCUUAAUAUUACAAAUGGUACAAACAUGGAUACUACUAUGAACAACAGUGCUGGGAUUACAGGUGUAAGGAAUAUUAAUCCAAGUUGUGACGAAAACCACAUUUCUAGUCCUAAAAAUGCUUCUAAAACCACAGUGCUAAGUGAAUAUUCGGUGUUAGUGAAUCAAAAGGUGUCACAAUACAUAUGUACAAUAGCAAUAAGAGAAUGGCCUCUAGAAUGGAACGAUUUGAUACCGUCAAUCAUAGGAUCACUAAACGGAUUAUUCAUGUGUUUGGGAUCAGAUUUUAAGAACAAUCCACAGUUACUGAAUGAAAAUAACACUCAGUUGUUGAGUGAGUUGUCAGUAUUUUGGGGUUUAAUAGUGGAGAUUUCAGCAGAGAUUCGUGAAUGCCUUGAUGUGACACUAUUGCACAAGAGGAGGAUACAAAUUUCAAACCUCCUGAAAUCAUACGUUUAUGAUAUUUUCAUUACAAUUCACAGAUCAAUUGUGCUGGGAAUGGCUUCAAACCAACAACUGAGUAAGCUGAUUUUGUCCAUUUCCCGUAAUCUUUCCUCUAUCCUUGACGGCUUCAUCUUUGUCACAUUCGACGUUGAUGAAUUUUUGCUGAAUAAUUUGAAUACGGAGAACACAUCAGAUGUGGUACAAACAGUAAGUAACCUCUGCUUGGACGUUUCCCAUAAGCGUAUUAAGCACUUAAACACAGUACCUGAAUUUGAUCUGACCAAUGAGUCACUGUACAUCACUAAACUGGAAAGGUUUCUCAAGAAUUUGGUAAUCAUAUCGCAGAAGUUAUCCUUACAACUGGACUAUGGUCUCAACAAAUCACCGACGAACCAGUCGCCAGUAAACCAGCCACAGAUAAACCAGUCACAGGUGACGGUGAAUGUGCUGCAGAUGUGCCAAGGAUUUAGAAAUUUAAUGGAGAAGAAUAGUAACUAUAUACUGGAAAAUGUGAAUCCAGAAGUGUUAAGACUAGUGUUCAAUUAUAUAAUCUGUAGACUAGUGAUGCACCCGUCAGUGGAAGUGUCAACAUGUAGUUUAAACGCUUGUUCACUAUUACUACGAAGAAUUUCAUCAAUAAAGCUAAAAAAGGGUGAAAAUAUCUCACAAAAACUCACAUGGCUUGAUCACAAGAAGUUUUUAUUGGUGUUAUUCAUUAGAGGACUUAAACUAGGGAAUACACUCAUUAACCCCCUCCUAUCACAGCAUAACCUAUUCACAAGGUUGUCGAUCAUGGAUCCCCUAAUAAAUACCGUCACGAGUAUACCGGAUAUACUGGGGGAGAUAAAUAACAAUAGCGUGAUGAGUAUGAUGGACUGGAUUGCAAAGCUGACCGAGUAUAGUGUGGUGGAUGAGGAGAUAUCAGUAGGACAGAUGAAGAGUUUUGAGGCUAGAUUUGCAGCAUUACGUUCGAGCAUUUUACAUUGUUGUUCACUGUUGGCCAUAAUAAACCCAGAUUACAUGAGUGAAGUACUUUCAAUUAUUGGUGAGUUGCUGUCAAAUUUCUCCACCGAGUUGGAAGCAGAAUGUAGUGGUUACUGCUGUAACUACCGAAAAAAUGAAAAAAUCUUAAAUUACAUUUGUGAUAAAUAUAUUCUGUUCGAUGGGAUUCUCUUCAUCCUUGAGUCUACGAUAUUCAGACUGAGAAGCAAUACCAUAGAUUUGCAUAACGGGAACGUUAACAGUGGUAGUGGGAACAGUAGUGUGAGUUGGUUAUCAGUGGAUUUAUAUAAAAAUUUAACCUUAAGUUUGUCACCUUACAACAGUAUGGCACGGUGCGAUGGUGUGGAUAGUGUGGACUGGAUAGUGAAGUGUAAUAUGGUGAUAAUGAGAUUGAUGGAGUUGAAUCUGUGUAAAUCGCAUAAGUACAUACUGGAUAUAAGAAGAUUGGACUCAUUAUCAACGUUGUCGAUAUUGUUUUUAUAUAAUGGCCAGUUUAUAGGUGUAGUUAUUGAGUUUGUGGUCAGCAAAAUCCUAUUUGAGGUCCAUUCCACCAUAUCAAAUUUGAAUAAAUGUGCACUACAAUGUCUAGUAGUUUUUUGUAAAAACUGUAAGCAUCUUUUAACUCCAUUUGUUGAUGUAAUUGUAUCCAAAAUUCAUCAAUGCCUGCUCAUUGUCACUAAUGAUAGUUCCAAGGAUUUACUCAUCGAGUCUCUAAUAUCACUGCUCACAAUCAGCAGUAACGGAGCUGAUGGCGGUAGCCCAGUAAAUGGUAGUUCAGUUAAUGGAAUAGUCAGCGGCAUAAUGAAUAAUUAUGUGAAUGAAUUUAAGGUGGUGUACGAAAAAGUAUGUGAGAAUGGAGUUAACAGUGAGAAUUUGUAUAAAUAUUUAUUCAAUGACUUGGAAGAUGACACUAAUCGCAAACACCUACAUCGCAUCAUCAAUGUCCUAUACUCAAUUUUAAGGAAGAUUAAUAUUGGAAGUGAUACUUCUUUCAGUAAUAAUGGUGGAACUGGUGUAAGAAAUAGUGGUGAGGAAAGUCAUAGCUCUUCACCAACAAAUACUAUGAACUCUAGUGUGUUGGAGGAGUUGUACAGGAUGGUGGUGGAUAUAUUAAUGAGUUUUGUGAAUUUCUGGAAAUUUGAUUUUUUCGAUAAGAACAUGGUGAGGAAAGCAGUAUUGAGCCCAGGAAAAGAUGAGUGGUUAUCAUUGCAGGGAUACAAUGAAGCACUUGCGAGUGAAGAUAAUCUCGAACUCAUUGUUGAAACUGUGUUCCCCAUACCAAAUACACAAAACAAACUCACCAUCAGAGCUAUCAGAAGAUACAUCUACAUCCUCAGACAGUCAAUAUUAAAGUUAUUAGGCACAAUUAUACAGUAUCACAGUGCUAACACACAGUAUAAAACUAGUCUAACCAGUGCGCAGAGGGAUGAUGUGUUGGAGGAGUAUGUGAUUGGGAUAAUAGAAUGGAUACCUGUAUUUUAUUUAUAUCAAAUAAUAAAGCAUACGUUAUCGCCUUGUAUAUUAAAUUUGAAACGAAUUGAUGUAAUUAUUACUAAAUUAUAUCAAAGAAUCGAUCAUGAAUUUCUAUCACUCAAACUCUUCAAAUCACACAAUAACAGUACCAGUAGCAGUAACGGUGAUGUAGAAGAAAAGAUAAUUCAACUGUAUUAUCUGAAAGUUUAUGCAUGCAUUGAUUGUUCAAAUGAAAUUUUAUCCUUAAUUCUAUUCCUCAUCAAGUUAUACAACAAUAAUACUAAUGGUGCCAGUACUGCUAACAGUAGUGUUUUGGGUAAUGCUGGCACUAGUAUCGGUGUGAACAAUACGGUUGAAGAAGAAAGGUUGAGGAGUAUACUAUUAUGUUUGGCAAGUUCAUUGCUGUGGCCCUACGGAAGAAUCGUAAGUGAGUCGCUAAGGAUAUUAAGAAUUUAUUCUAAAGUCGUGCCCCAACUUGAUGUUAAAUUGCACUCGAAAUAUCUAUACCAACUCAUUCUAUACCUCAAUAAACACAUACUAGUUCCGAGGGAGUUCAAUCCGAUAGAGAUAAGUGGUGGUAGCACUAAUGGAGGUCCUGAUAGUGUUAAGGAGUUUGUUAACACAAUCUGUUGUUUAUUUGAAUCACUGGUAAAGUGUUUCCCUAGCAGUAACAUAAUUCAAAAUGAGGAAGUUAACGUCAAUGAGUUGGUGAAGUCCGAACUGAUAUUUGAAACGCUGAAGCUGUUUACACCUUUCUUCGGUGAGCAGGAUUGUGUGAUAUUUGUAAAGUACAUUUUAAUGCAAAAGUCAAUAGAUUCCAGAUCACUAUUAAGAAAUAGAAUUAAUCAAAUUCUAAAGAUUAAUAAUUACGAUUUCGCCACACAGUUCAACUGCAGUAUCCUGGAACCCAAACACUCAACAAACGAAGAGGAGGAAGAGGAUAUAUUGGGAAACGAUAUACUCUAUUUAUUAUUUGAAUAA